Messenger RNA from Lycium barbarum (goji berry), 1819 nucleotides. Its product is annotated as G-type lectin S-receptor-like serine/threonine-protein kinase SD2-5. Gene Ontology annotation, molecular function: ATP binding; protein kinase activity. Bases 6 to 1652 code for a protein of 548 amino acids. The transcript has a single exon. Lineage: Eukaryota; Viridiplantae; Streptophyta; Magnoliopsida; Solanales; Solanaceae. Gene Ontology annotation, biological process: protein phosphorylation. The record is from RefSeq and is a predicted model, not a curated record.
CUAGGAUGAAAUUUUUGAGAUAUGAUUAUGAUGGAUAUAUUCGAGCCUACAUCGAGGGAAGUGAUCAACCAAAAAAUCUUUUGGCAGAUUUCAUCAGUUCUUGUGAUUACCCCACAGCCUGUGGCAGUUUGGAGCUUUGUGCAAAUGGAUUUUGUUCUUGUCCGGGUUCAUUCAGAAAAAGCAAUGAUCAACAAAACAAUGGGUGCGUGGAAGUUAGUCCGGUGGAAUGCAAUGGACAACGCUCCCACAAAAUGGUGCGUGUUUCGGAUGUCUAUUACUUUAACUAUGUUGACAUUGAUGCAGCAGCUCUAAGAGGAACAGAUGAGGAAAGCUGCCAAGAGUUGUGCUUGAAGAACUGCUCUUGUAAAGUAGUUCUCUUCUGCUAUUUUACUAACUUUUCAAGUGGUGACUGCUAUCUACCAUCGCCUGUUCUGUCACUUAUAAAUGAUGGAAAGGAAAGAAGUGGCUAUGAGUCAUCUGCAUUCAUCAAAUUACCCAAUGAUGCGGAAAAAAGUACGGAGUCUACAGCUGCAAGAAGAAUUGGCAUUAUAGCUGGAUCAACUAGUGGAGCAUUUCUUCUGAUAGCAUUAAGUGUUGGCAUCUUGAUUGCUUUCAACAGAAAACAAGCAUUGCAAGAAAAUAAUGAUGAUUACUCAGAGGAGAUAUCUGGCCUUCCGAGAUUUUCUUACAAACGGCUGAAGGUGGCAACAGGGAAUUUCCAGAAAAAGCUUGGUCAGGGAGGCUUUGGCUCAGUUUAUGAAGGAGUUCUUCAAGAUGGUCAAAAAGUAGCAGUGAAGGUUCUCGAAGGUUUUGGACAAGGGAAGAAGGAAUUCUUGGCAGAAAUCCAGACCAUAGGAAGCAUCCAUCAUGUUAAUCUUGUUAGACUAGUUGGAGUUUGUGCUGAGAAAGAGCAUAAGCUAUUAAUUUAUGAUUUCAUGAGUAACGGAUCAUUGGAUAAAUGGAUUUUCGGAACAGGCUAUACACAGUUUACCCUUGAUUGGAAAAUAAGAAAAAGAAUCAUCCAUGAUAUAGCGAAAGGAUUGGCUUAUCUUCAUGAAGAAUGUAUGCAAAGGAUAGUCCACUUAGAUGUAAAGCCGCAGAACAUUCUGUUGGAUGACGAUUUUUGUGCAAAGGUUUCUGAUUUUGGUUUGGCCAAGUUAGUGGAUAAAGAUCAGAGCCAGAUAGUGACCAGAAUUAGGGGAACCCCGGGAUACUUAGCUCCUGAAUGGUUUACCGCAUUCAUUACAGAAAAAGCAGAUGUCUACAGCUUUGGAGUUGUUGCAAUGGAGAUCCUCUGUGGACGCAAGAACUUGGACUAUUCACACUCACUGGAAUCUCCACAUUUGCUUAGUUUGUUAAUGAAAAAAGCUGAAAACAAUCAGUUGAUCGAUAUGAUCGGAAACUACAACGAUGAUCUGCAAUGCAAUACAUCAGAAGUGGUCCGUAUGAUGAAGCUUGCUGUCUGGUGCUUACAGAGUGAUUUUACUCUGAGGCCUUCCAUGUCCAUAGUGGUUAAAGUAAUAGAGGGGACAAUGGACAUUGAAUCUCACUUAGACUACAGUGUUCCAAAUUCACAAUCAAUUGCAGCAAUCAAAAGAGUGACAGACACAACCAAUACCUUGUUUCCUUCAAUUCUUUCAGGACCUAGGUAAGGAAUAUCUAAGCAUGAUGAAGAAGAAACAAAGAAACUAUCCUCCUUCCAUUAUCCAAUUUCUUGUCUGAUAUCAUUGUUAUAUAGCUAUUUAUUGGUUUCAUUUGUUUAUUUUUCUGUGACUUAAUAAGAUACUGUAGUUGAGAACCAUGGUGUAGUUUCCAGUGU